AUGGCAAUUCGCUGGCUUGCUGUUCUGUGCGCUUGGGCGCUUAUAGCGCAAUUUGCUCUUUCAUUGCCCGCGGAAGAAUACCCUGAAGAAUUUGAACUCGAUGAACCCGAGGGUAAGAAGUAGAUUUUUUAAGCUUAAAAUGAUGCCUUCGAAUCUCUUCAAACGAUUUGCAAAUAAACUGAAUGAACGAAGGAACUCUGCACUUGUACACCUAUAUCAGUCACACACUGACUAGAGGGCAAUUAAUGUUUUGUAACAUAAGUACCUCUCUUGCAACUCCAUACUGUGCUUCAGAAAAGUUGUUGAGUCAACUGAGUUUGGUAGGAAGUUGAAUAGAUGGAACCAACUGGUUCGUGAGAUGAAAAAUAUUGGUUUUUGUUCUGGGAUAUCCCAGAAGAUACGCUGGCUUUUACUUUUACGUUAGUAUUUUACUCAGAUGAUUUACAUUAAGAGCCUGAAAAUCAAGGAAACUCAACCUUGAUCUGAUACAAGAUUAACUCACCUUCAGACACUUAAAAUUGAAAGUUUCGAAUUAUUCAAUGACAAAAGGCAAAAAAUGUGUUAUACUGUUACUCUGUCUUCUUAAUCUAACAACUAUAUUUUUCUAUACUUUUCUUCGUGAAACAGCUCCAGAAGAAGAAGUUAAGAUCAGGCAAAGGAGACAAAGUAAGAAAGUUAACCAGCUUUCCUCCUUUCAUUGAGUUAUCUACGAUUUUGACCUAUUUUCCCGAAAGUUAGCCUCUUAAACCUAAGCUACACCACUAUGGGUUUCUCUAAUUGGUAUUUUCUCAUAAAUUUCGCUUUAAACUUUGAACAAAGUGGAAUGAAAGGAUCUCUAAUCUUACAAUUCUCGAAUUCAUCACGAAAUAUUGUCCAAUUUUGGGCGCAUUCAGAGUCAUUGCAGCUGAGUACAUAGAAACGCGAGGAUCUUGAUCGACGAAUAAAAUCCCUAAAAGGGUUUAUUCUAACUUCGUACAUCCUAUUUUGCGAAAGUAAUCAUAGAGUGUAUAACUUCCUUAGGUGGAAAGCUUGUAAUGAGUUGGUUUUUUUCUCGGAGGGCACGGUAACGAAUCCUGCAGUCUGAUUGCUUCUUAGUGAAGUCCGGAUUUUCUACCGCUACCCGCGGCCGCGUAAUUACAGCCCUAAAUCAUUAAGUUUUAGAAAAAAAAGUAAAAAAUGUUAUUCUCCAGCCUAUAUCGGUUCAUAUUGGGAAACACUGUGCCCGAGGUCUUGAGUACUGGUAACGACGGUACUCAAGACCUCGGGCACAGUUGUUCCCAAAACGGACCUCUAGGCUGGUGAAUAACAUAAUAUUACAUAUAUCCCUACCUUAAAUCUCUUGCUGCAGCCUUAUUUCACGGUAGUGGACUUAUUUUAUUCAGUGUUACUCUCCACGGUCACAUUUUACAUUUUUGUUUUUUCUAAAGAAUAUUGCGAACACAUUUUGAUUCCAUAAAAUUUGUUUCCUUUUAGUGCUAGCUUUUUUUUUUAGAGUGUGAUUGCACAAUUGUCUCGCAAGGACGUAGUUUACUUCUUUCAGAGUCGACCAUUUCGAUCUGAAGUCAAACGAGGAGCCCAUAAAAACAUUCUUAAACGCUUUAACCCCCAGAAGUGAGGUGAAGUUCUCCCAAAAGUUUCAAAAUUUUCAGUCCGAGGCCUUUAUCUUGAUACAACACCAACUUAUCGUUAUUGAUUUACAGGGAAAAUUAUAAUGGGGUGAGUUACAAACACAUUCCUGGCAAUUAAUGGUGGAGGGUUAACGGGAUUUGAACCGUUGUAUGUUCUUUAUAAUAAACUGCGUCGCCAUACUUCUAUGUUCCGAAUAUAAACUACAAUAUGACGGAAAAGAUCUUGAAAACAUUUCAUUACCUCCAUCUUUCGGUUUAAAUGAAGAAUUUUUGGGAAAGGUCUUACUCGACGUUUUCUGGAAAUUUGUCUUGACAGUUACUAUAUCGCCAACUGCGUAUCAUCCCUUUUUGUGACUAACUACAAUGUUCUUCCGCUCCUCUGACAUUCACAUACGCAUUCUAUUUUCAGCUUAAAAGUACAGUAAAAUACAUCUACUUCUACGCUCUUUCCAGCUUGCUUCUGUGUAAUGGUUAAAAAAAUGGGUAGAAUAAAGUUGCUUUCCAUUUAUUAGGUGCCUGCGAGGACCAACUUAAUUACUGCUCUCAAUGGCCAGACAAAUACUGUCAAGACUAUAGAGAUUACAUGAAAAAGAACUGUCCAAGAAAAUGCGGAUAUUGUGGUAAGUAUAAACAGUUAUCGUGAAUAAAUGUUUCCAAAGUGUUUCUAAACUUCGAGCAUUCCCCACCUUCCUUGCGUAAUCCUUGGAUGAAUCAAUUUGAAUAGGUGAAAAAAAAUAUCUUUGCGUUUCCCGACUCGUUUCGCAGAAGGUAGUUCAUAACACAUGAAGUCACCUCGCUCCCUAGCUGAGUAACCUCGCCCAAAGGGAAGUCGUGUCGACCACAAGUGUGACACGUACAUGUACAUCACAUAACAUUUUAUCAAGAUACCAAACGACAACACAGCACCACGUAAAAGCCUGUGAUUUUUGUGAUACUAUUACCAACGCGUACAGACCGACUGUAUGAGUGGAGAGGGACUCCAAAAAAGAGUCAUUUCUCUCGCCUCACCCCUCUUAAGUAGUAGUGAAAAAAGGAUUAUUUGCAAUUUAAUAGCUUUUGGAUAUGAUUGGGCAUCAUUAAGCUUUUCAGCUGUUUUACUAAAGUCGUUUCUAACUAAACUGUGUAUCUACGAAAAAUUUUUUUCAGUUUUUUUCUCCUUUUACCUAAUGUGUGUAAUGCUAAACUUUAGAAUCAAGAAAAAUAUGAAUAAGAUGGGUCUUCUCAGACUUCUUAAUUGUAAAUGUCAUUUAAUGUUGAUUCAAGCUUUCAAAUUACCUAACUAUAGUUUUUUUUUAAUCGCAAUCCCUUACAACCCAUUAGUUGAAGGCUGUUAAUUAACUAAUUUAGGUUUACUUUCAUUAUUUCACUUGAACAGGUGGCCCAACUAAACCUCCAGGUAACUAAAUCUCACUUUACAGAAGUUUCUUUGUUUGUUACUUGUCUUAAAUCAGAGGCGAGUUCGUAAUAACUGAAUCCAAAGUUCUCAAAAAAAUAUUCCAAGACAAAGCCAUGCAGCAAUUAAAUAGCGCUAUAUUUCAUAAGCUUAUUGACCAGUCAGAGAGCUGGACAGUGCAGCUUUCUGAUACAAACACUUUUUUUUAAAGAAACACACAGCGCAAAUGAAACUUUUAUACAUCCGUUGAUUCUCCUUGAUCCCAUAUUCAUCCCUAAACGUAUCUUUGAAACUCAGAAUCAAAAUUUUGGUUUUCACCAACGGAAGUAAUUUUAACGAGAGGAAAACUUAAGUGUUAUGGAAGAGCUCGUUAACUUUUGUAAUUUUUUGGGCUAUUCCUGCAUGCUUCAAGUUGUGCUUUAAGUUAGACAGAUAUUUGAUAUUUAGCAUUUCUUUUUCACAGCUUGUGAAGACAAAAGUCAGUAUUGUUCAGGCUGGAAAAGUAGCGGGUUUUGUGAUCAAUCAAGCCAGUGGCAUAACUACAUGAAGAACAACUGCGGAAAGACGUGUGGCUUUUGCGGAGGAGGAGGAGGAGGAGGAGGAGGAGAAGGAGGCGGUGGUGGCGGCGGCGGCGGCGGCAGCGGUGGCGGCGGCGGCGGCGGCGGCGGUGGUGGUGGCGGCGGUGGAGGAGGAGGCGGUUCGGUUUGUAGUGGUUUGUAUAAAAGUCGUCAUUACCAGUCUCCUAAACACAGUUCCUUCAUUAGAAUUUAUUUCCGUUUUUCCUGUUUAUUUUAAGUUAAUGUGAACUGCCAAAAGGCUUUAUUUGGUGAGGUGUAGCUCGUGGCAGCUACGGUAUUACCACAGAGAUUAACCUUUGACCUUUCGUGCGUAACAUUUGUCCAACAGGUUCGAUUGUAUGGCGUAUUCAAUUAGAAACACCUUACCUUGUUUAGUUUCAAGUUUUCUUUAAAACCGUUUCCAUUUCCUGGACGUUAAAUUCAUAUGUAGUUCACAGCCUAUAACCCUUUAAGACUUUUUAGUCUGUAGAACAUCCCCUCACCAGUAAAAAAGUCAUCCUGUAUGCUUUUUGCACUCGGAACUGAUACUGUGCAGCUGUUUGCUUCAGUAUCAGUGACCCAAUUCCUUGUGUCUUCUUUCGCAGUGAGCAAUGCCAGUGAUAAAGUGAAAAAAUGUACUUUUGAUGAUAGUAUGUGUGACUGGCAUAAUGUUCCGUUUGAUGACGACACGGACUUUGUCAUCAAAAGCAGCAUCUCUGGUGGACCGAGCUCUGGAGCUGGGGGGAGUGGUAAGUGGUUACCAGAAAGAUGAUAUCAGUACAAAUUUGUCUUGUCAGGCGUUUUCAUCAAAAUUAUAAAAAAACUAUAACUAUCAACGGUUUAGUUUUAAGUUUUUACGUACAAGUUAUUUUCCUUCGACGUUUUGUUGUUACUGAAUUAAUAAUCUCUUCAGACAAUACAACUUUUCAAUAAAACCUGGCUCUAGAAGCAGCAAAACCUCAUAAGGUUCACCUUUGUUAUUUGUUUUUUCCCGCAAAAAGUGAUUGCGACUUCUCUUUAACAUUGCAUAAGACAUUUUUGUCACUGGUUUUACUGCUGUAUUAUUGGAACUUUUAACUUUACGUCCUAUAACCUUUUUGUCUUGUUUCAAAUUUUUUCCCGCUUUUUAAUGAAAUGGUAACAGGUCCUCGUAUUAUCCAAUACUGUGAACGUCCUCUGUAUCAUUUUAUCCCUCGGUUAGUAUACGUGCGCUGUGAUUGGUCAAUCUAGCGGGCCGUAUAUCACUGUACGGCUCGCUAAAUUCGAAAGUUUGUUCGAAUUGAACUCUUCCCCUUCCCCCAUUUAAACUCAGAGAUAUAAUAAAUAUCUUGCUAACUUUCUUUUCUUGUUCCGCCCUGUAAGUUACGGAACCCCGUCUUUUCCCGCUCGGAAAGGCUUCGCGCUCGGGCAAUAAAUCCGUGCGGAAAAACUCGGUCUGUAACUUACAGUACGGACCUUGAACUCAAACAGUAAGUGGUUUUUAUAAAAUCGAAUUUUCGCCUCACCGUCCCGUCCCUCCAUUGUGUUGUGUUAUCAAACCAUAAUUUACAUUACUAAUUUACACUGACGGCGAAAACGAGUAACAGCGAGAGUCAAGCAUUGGUAGUAGUUCAAACGAUAACGACAUCCUUGAAAAGAAUAACUCCAUUGGAACAUUGGAAUUUUCUAUGGUUUGUCGUUUUAAAUCUGAUCCGUCAAAAUAAGAUUUGAAUAUAAUUAAAAUGAAAAAGAGAAGGCGGAUUUCAAAGAGAUGACUAGUUACUAUCAUUUUAUUAUCCAAGGUGAGAAACUUGUAGCAACGCUGUAAAAUAAUUCGCCUUUCAGGGAAAUUUCUCGUGACUGAGACAAGUAAUGGCAAGGCGCAACUUCUGAUCCCGUUUGAGUUGGUCCUCGGCAGUCACAACGCAGAUCACGGCACGAUGUGUAUCAGGUUUAACUAUUACAUCACUAGGUUAGUCGCGACUAAUGAGUCAAUUCAAUUUCCUUUUCACAAUAAGAAUUUCUCAAAAGCUUGAAAAAAAAAAAAAAAAAAAAAAAAAACUUACAACAACGUUCAAGAUGGUAGCUGUCAUGUUUAUCCACUAUCUGAAGUCAUACGCUUACGCCCCACCGGAAGAAUGCCUUCCCAAUAGUUUAGUCUUCUUCCCUUCCGCUCACUACACCUUCCCAUCAUCCUCUCCUCCCUUUCUGUCCCAUCUCUCGCUGUCUGCCACCUACUCCGUUAUUAACCCAUCCUAUCUCUUGUAAUAUUUACUAGGCCAAGAACUUUCGAUUAAGGUCAACUUUUUCUAAGCCGCACUUUCCCCUUAAAUAUGCUGUUUAUCAUAGAUGCCCCAUUUUGGACACAUUGGCAAUUACAUAAUGAUUUUUUAAGGCUGUGUAUCUUAUCUAUUCCACCACAGGGGGUCACUGACGUUGUAUAAGAUCGAGAAUAGAAAGGGUUCAAGAAAGACAUCUCUAGCAGCUAUUAGUAAUCAAGGAAAUCAAGGCGUGUGGAAAUGCGAGAAAGUCAGAGUAGAAGUCAGUGUGCAUCGACAGGUGAGUCCCACGAGAACCAGUACCAGUUGA
Molecule: messenger RNA, 6146 nt
Organism: Pocillopora meandrina
Lineage: Eukaryota; Metazoa; Cnidaria; Anthozoa; Scleractinia; Pocilloporidae
Source: the annotation of a GenBank genome assembly